AUGUCCUCCGCUACCAACCUCCGUUUAUUGUCGUGGGACUGCGCCGACGACCCGCUGGAUUUCGGCGCGUUCGCCGGCGCCGCGUUCCUCCCGCUACAGCGGCGCGCGGCGAAGCGGGAACCCGCGGUGUCGCCGGAGGCCGUUCAGGCGCGCGCCGUUGACGAGCGGGGCGGCGGCGCGGCGGAGGAAGAGGAGAAGGCGCCCGCCGCCAAGAAAGGAAAUUCAAAUAAUCAUUCGGAUAAGAAGACUGUCAAAAUAAUGACAUACAAUGUAUGGUUCCGAGAGGAAUUGGAACUGAUUAGAAGGAUGAAUGCUAUUGGAGAUCUUAUUCAGCAUCACAGCCCAGAUCUUAUAUGCUUCCAGGAGGUCACUCCAAACAUUUAUCUGCUUUUCGAAAAAUCGGAUUGGUGGCAAGCUUACAAAUGCUCCUUGCCGCAUGAGAUGGCCAUGCAAAGACCAUAUUACAGCAUGCAGAUGAGCAAGUUGCCUGUGAAGUCGUUUGACCGCAAACCAUUCUAUAACUCAAAAAUGGGACGGGAGCUGUGCAUAGCUGAUGUGACUGUUGGAGGUGUGAUCAAGUUGGUGGUGGCUACAAGCCACCUUGAGAGCCCAUCCCCUGGACCUCCUACUUGGGACCAGAUGUUCAGCAAGGAAAGAGUAGGCCAGGCAAAUGAAUCUGUGAGGACUCUGGGAGCCUUCCGCAAUGUAAUAUUCUGCGGGGAUACAAACUGGGAUGACAAGGGAGAUGGGCCCUUCCCCCUACCAGAUGGGUGGAUCGACGCUUGGGAUGAGUUGAAGCCCGGCGAAAAUGGCUGGACCUACGACACGAAAGCUAACGUCAUGCUAUCUGGUAACCGUAAGCUGCAGAAGAGGCUGGACCGGUUCGUGUGCAAGUUGUCGGAUUUCAAGGUCGAGAGCAUCGAGAUGAUCGGGGAGGAAGUGAUACCAGGUGUCACGUACAUCAAGGAGAAGAAAGUUCGCCAGGAGAUCUGUCAGCUGGUGUUACCUGUCUUACCCAGCGACCACUUCGGGCUUGUUCUGACUAUCAGCUCUCAGUCUGAGAAGAUCUGA
Messenger RNA from Miscanthus lutarioriparius, 1071 nucleotides. NCBI's taxonomy places the organism in Eukaryota, Viridiplantae, Streptophyta, Magnoliopsida, Poales, Poaceae. The record is from the annotation of a GenBank genome assembly.